AUGCGAUGGAUCUUCGCAAAGAGGAGUCACACGAUACUGAUUGUCCCCGCACGUUCUCACACCGAUGUAAUUGUCGUUGCAGUUGCAGCGCAAGACAAAGGAAAGGCAGAGACAUCCCUCAAAUCAGGAAAACACGUCCUCCUCGAGAAACCAUCCGUCCUUAACGCCCAAGAAGCGCACUCGCUAUCCCAUCACGCCAUUCCCCAAAAGCCCCCAUGCACCCGUCCUACUAGAGGCAAGCCACUACCGCUUCCACCCCGCCUGUCAUCUCUUCCUCCCCCCAAUUCGACGCCACGCACAUCGCAGCACGCCGAGGCCCGCGCCGCAGUCCCAGCCGGCUUCUUCCCCGGCCAUGACAUCCGCUUCAGCUUUGAACUCGCGGGGGACCGGUGCUGCGCCAUGCAUCUAGGUUCACUACGAGUUUUGUCCAGCUGCCCGCAGCGUGUUUGGCAGUGA
Molecule: messenger RNA, 456 nt
Organism: Bipolaris oryzae ATCC 44560
Lineage: Eukaryota; Fungi; Ascomycota; Dothideomycetes; Pleosporales; Pleosporaceae
Exons: 3
Coding region: 1-456 (151 amino acids)
Molecular function (GO): hydroxymethylglutaryl-CoA reductase (NADPH) activity; nucleotide binding
Source: RefSeq, a predicted model, not a curated record